This is a messenger RNA of Pelagomonas calceolata, 1122 nucleotides long. The record is from the annotation of a GenBank genome assembly. Lineage: Eukaryota; Pelagophyceae; Pelagomonadales; Pelagomonadaceae.
GCCGCGGCCAUUGAUCGAUUCAGGGGCUUGCAGUCAAGGGGGCAGCCCAAAAACUCACCAUGAACACCCUCCCCGACGACCUUCUGUGUCGCUGCCUCGCGCGCGUACCGCUGGCCGAUCGCGUACCUGCGGAGCGCGUCUGUAAGGGCUGGUACGAGGCCUUCGCCUCACGUGCGUACACGGUCGCGCGCCGCGCGUGCGCCGAGCCCGCGUGGCUCGUGAAGGGAGGUCGGGAAGGAGCGACCGGUGGAGUAUUGGAUAAAUGCCAUAUGCUCGACAGCUCGCUUCGAAAAGUGGCCGAGCUGGCACCGCGCCUCUCAUACAGUACGGGCUCCGCCGUGAUACCCGGUCUCGGCGUCUUAGUGAUGGGAGGCUAUGGCGGGGCCUAUCAACCUACAGCCACGGGCUGGGUGCUCGACCUGCAAGCGGGGUCAACGUGGCGACAUUGGGCCGACCUGCCGGCGCCCUGUGGGAGGCCGUCCCUUUGUGCUCUGGGCGAAUCGAUUUAUGUGGAUUGCUGCUAUAACAUGCAUAGCGAUGACGCCCAGAGUGAAUUAUUGCGAUAUGACAAGCAGGGAAACCUGCUAGAGACAAUCCAGAAGCCCGACGCCAUUCGUCGGCCCCUUGGUGAUGCUCCUGUCCUGUGCGCAAUUAAUGGUCGUCUGUUCGUAAUGACUCAAGUUGAUGCGGAUCUUCCAAGUUAUCGCAUGGAUAGUUAUGAUCCUGCCACUGGCGCGUGGCAGCGUAUGCCUGAUCCUCUGCUCCAAGCCUACGGGUUGAAUGCUGGAGCUGCAGCGCACGCUGGAAAGCUUUAUAGCAUUGGUGGCCUUGUCUAUACAGAUACGAUGGUCAGACAGGAUAUAGCUGACGUGCGGGUGUUCGACGGCCAGGAGUGGUCGACUGGACCGCCCCUCCCUACUCCUGAGUACUGCGACGUCGUGGUCUCUGCCGGGGACCGCAUCUUUGCCGUGGUCGAUAACUUCAGAAGGGCGUACGUGCUGCACGACGGCACGUGGCACUCCCACUCUUGUGAAGAGACGGAACUCAUAGCUUUCCCCUUUGUAGUCCCUAUCGGAUCUGCGGUCGCGGGCCACAUCGCCUAACGUGAGACUUGGUUAUGUA